UUCCCGGGGUUUUUCUUCUCCCGAACUUCACUAAUACAUAUGUAUUUACACUUUUUUAUUUUAGAAAAAAUAAUAGUUAGAAAAGCAAAAAAAAUUAAGAUUUUGUUUAUUUCUCAAGUUUAUUUCUCAAGUUUUGGCCUCGUUUACAAAUCAGUAAUUGGUGUGGUACAAAGUAGCAAGUCCAAACAAAUUUCCAAAUUCUCUACUUUUCUAUUUACUUUUUAUUAUUUAAAAUCGAAGUUUAAUUAA
This is a messenger RNA of Meloidogyne enterolobii, 249 nucleotides long. Lineage: Eukaryota; Metazoa; Nematoda; Chromadorea; Rhabditida; Meloidogynidae. The record is from the annotation of a GenBank genome assembly.